AUGGAUACGACUCGUAAACAAACGACGGCAUCUCACAGAAAGACAGCUGUUCAUGAAUCAAAAACUCAGUUUUUACAAACUUUACUACAAGCUUCGAUAACAACAAGAUCAUUGAAGUCAAAUGGAUUCAGUGAUGAUGAUCGCACUCAAUCAUAUCGUGUUUCUGAUAUUGAUCAACAAGCAGCUAAGUUACCACAAACAAGUACAAACUUAAAAAAAAAGUUUUAUACAAAGAGACAGCAAGACGAACCUGUAAUUUCUAUACAGAGUAACAGCAACAAAUUGUUGGAAAAAAAUAUCCUCACGGGAUCAACAACAAAAAAUUCAAAUCCCCUCUCCUCAUCAGCAAGACUCUCUUAUAAAAGCGAUGCCAUGUCUCAAACAGAUGGUAUCACGCAAUUGGUACAGCAAAACUUUCUUAAUCACAGAUCAUCAACUGAAUCAUCUGUCGCUCCAGUCACAACUGUUCCAUCUCCACUACCACCGCCUCCAGCACCACCACUACCUUCGUUGAAUAUUGCUAAAUUUGAAUCAGUACAAAAACCCGAAUUACAUUUACCCAAAUCAGAACUUAUUUCCAUUGUUGACGGUACAAUGUGGGGUGCUGUAAAUAAAUCACUGAGAGGACCACAGAGAGUAUUUCGCAGCGCAUCGUUUAAAAAAACAUCGACUCUCGGAAACAAAUCUAAACCAAGUUAUAAGCAAAAUACUGAGACCCUCAUUUAUUCUGGGACACCCGUUACAGCCAUACAAGAGUACCCUAGAUAUAUACGUAUUAUUAUUCAGCAAACUAUUACAGCCAUUGAUGAAACAGAGUUGGCUGGACGUGUAAUUGCACGGGCUACAUGUAAUAUAUGGAUGAACUCUAACUUCCAUUGUAUGGAGGAUUAAUUUUAAAAAUUCGUGUUCGAUUUAUUUUAGCCAGAGGGAUAUACACCAGGGUUGCCAAGUCUUCCGAUUUUGAGCUUCUUUUCCGAAUGAAUUUUGAUUUUCCGAUUUUUUCCGAUUUCUGGAACUUUUUACUUUUUUCUGAACAGCACACAGUGGGCAUUCAGGCGGAAAUUUGAGUAAAAAUCGACAAAUGAGCUUUUUUGAAUUCGAACAGUAGUAAAUGUAGUCCUUGACCAGCGCUAGCAAAUGGUAUAUAAUGAUCGACUAGUGAUGAACUCCUUCGAUGAGUAAGUUAACUUAUGAACAUUCACAAAAAACACCGUCAAAUAUGACACAUCUGCAAAGAUUCUGACUUCUAUGUACAGACGUGCAAUAUUACGCUAUCCAAAGCACAUAUUCGGAAUCAGCACAACCUGUUGCAUCUUCUGAUAAUAGAAGGUACUCCUUUUGCAUCUUGUACGAAACGAAAAAAGGUCUAGUAGUCUAGAUUACUACGGUCCGACAUGAGACAAUCUCAGUGCAGUGACAGC
Messenger RNA from Didymodactylos carnosus, 1421 nucleotides. Lineage: Eukaryota; Metazoa; Rotifera; Eurotatoria; Philodinida; Philodinidae. The record is from the annotation of a GenBank genome assembly.